AUGGAAGAAGUCUUGAACGUUGAUGAGUGUUCUGGACUUUACCGUCAAUAUCGUGAUACCUUUGACGAAAGCCAGGCAAUACAACCACUUCUGCGCGACAAAACCAGAAUACUUCCGCCGACUGUUAGACCAAUACGAUCUUCAGAUGAGAGACCUACAAGCAUUGAUAUUGGAGCCUCGCAGCAUUAA
Messenger RNA from Opisthorchis viverrini, 189 nucleotides. RefSeq lists its product as hypothetical. Bases 1 to 189 code for a protein of 62 amino acids. The record is from RefSeq and is a predicted model, not a curated record. The transcript has a single exon. NCBI's taxonomy places the organism in Eukaryota, Metazoa, Platyhelminthes, Trematoda, Opisthorchiida, Opisthorchiidae.